UCAUCCAAGAUUUUCUGUUUAAUUUCAACGAGUUCUUGGUCUGUUGAAAAGAAAAGACAAGAAAAGAAUAUUCAUAAUCAUUUGAUUUGAUUGAGCAAUUCUUGUUCUCUUUUCUUGUCAACUUUCAUGUGAUCACCUCAUCAUAUUCAACAGACCGUCCAACCAAGUUUUAAACUUUGGUGGAAGAAAGGUUGUAUUUUGUAAUUGGGUGUCCAUGAAAAUUGUCUAAAUUUGAAGAUUUUGUGUUUUGUUACAACAAUUGCAUGAUUCAAGUGUUUGUUAGAAAAGAAAAAAUGGGUCUGGAUUACUACAAUGUGUUGAAGGUUAACAGAAAUGCUACGGAAGAUGAUCUGAAGAAAGCAUAUAGAAAAUUAGCCAUGAAAUGGCACCCUGACAAGAACCGCGAGAACAGCAAUGAAGCUGAAGCCAGAUUCAAACAGAUCUCUGAGGCUUACGAGGUACUGAGUGAUCCCCAUAGAAGGGCGUUUUAUGAUCAGCAUGGAGAGGAAGGGCUGAAAAAUAAGCCACCAGCAGGUAAUGGAACAUCACCAAGUGGGUUCAAUCCCAGAAAUGCAGAGGAUAUUUUUGCAGAAUUCUUUGGAAGUAGCCCUUUUGGAUUUGGAUCAUCUGGGCCUGGGAGGUCCAGUAGAUUCCCUUCAGAUACAACAUUUGGUGGAUUUGACAAUAAUUUUCGAUCAUAUAGUACAGGAAGGACUCAUAUGCCAAAGGCACCAUCUGUGGAGACCAAACUCUCUUGCACUUUGGAGGAGCUAUACUCUGGAUCCACAAGGAAAAUGAAGAUCUCAAGGAUUGUCAUGGAUGCUCAUGGACGGCCAAUUCAGGAAUCAGAGAUAUUAAGCAUUGAUGUGAAGCCGGGUUGGAAGAAAGGGACAAAGAUAACAUUCCCAGAGAAAGGGAAUCAGAAACCGAAUGAAGUGGCAGCAGACCUGAUAUUUGUGAUUGAUGAAAAGCCUCAUGAUUUGUUCAAGAGAGAUGGGAAUGACCUGAUUGUGAGCAAAAGGGUAUCUCUGGCAGAGGCCAUUGGAGGGACCACAGUAGAUAUCACUGCGCUUGAUGGACGUAGUUUGAAUAUUCAAGUCACUAAAAUUGUGAGCCCUGGCUAUGAGAUGACUGUUGAAAAUGAAGGGAUGCCAAUAACAAAGGAGCCAGGUCAGAGGGGUGAUUUGAGGAUCAAGUUUGAUGUAAAGUUCCCUACAAUGUUGACCCCAGAGCAACGAGCAGAACUCAAGCGAGUACUGCCACCUUGACACUCUUUUCAAUGUCUCGUGUGUUUUUCAGAAGCCAUUUGUACUAAUUCUUCACUGCUUUUUAUAUGGGUCCUCCUUUGCAUUCUUUGCUAUAGACGUAAAUACAAUAGGUCCUAAACUGCACAUAACAAUCGAAAGGAAAUGUGUUCAUACAUGUUGUACCAAAGCUUUUUGGGUUGUAAAAAUACAAUGUUGUAGUUUCCUUUGUC
Molecule: messenger RNA, 1477 nt
Organism: Cajanus cajan (pigeon pea)
Lineage: Eukaryota; Viridiplantae; Streptophyta; Magnoliopsida; Fabales; Fabaceae
Product: DNAJ heat shock family protein
Cellular component (GO): cytosol
Molecular function (GO): protein-folding chaperone binding
Source: RefSeq, a predicted model, not a curated record